AUGCCGGCCCCAAAGCCUGAUCUUCCUCCACUGAAGACACCAAAAUCCUUCACAUUCCCCUCGGAACUACAUAAGGAGUCCAAGACCCUCACCGUCGAUGACAUCAAACGCGAAGAUGGAAGCGCAACACCUAUCACACCCCCACUGGCAUAUACGGACUUCCUCAAUGCACUUACGCCGAUUUUCGGCGGAAAAAUGCGACCGGUCACCAAUUUCCCAGCCGUCUACUACAACGAGUCCCUCAGAGUUGGUGGGGAAAUCGCUCGAGUCGCCAGCUACGCCAGCUAUAUCUCUCCCGCCUCCAUCUCCGCGCACUUCGAAAUCAGCCAAAGCCCCACCCGCGUUAAGACGACUCAGAAUCCCCCAGUCACUAAAGUCAUUUUCGUCAAGGGACUCCCCAAAAACUGCCACUCCGUGCAGCGCAACUCCAUACAGCGCAAGCCCUUACAGCGCGACACCAUGGAGCGCACUCCCGCGCAGCGCGACCAGUCUUCGGUCACCUUUCUCGCCAUCGGAUUGGAAACUCCGAUAUCUUGA
Messenger RNA from Penicillium bovifimosum, 537 nucleotides. RefSeq lists its product as uncharacterized. NCBI's taxonomy places the organism in Eukaryota, Fungi, Ascomycota, Eurotiomycetes, Eurotiales, Aspergillaceae. The transcript is spliced from 2 exons. The coding region runs from base 1 to 537 and encodes 178 amino acids. The record is from RefSeq and is a predicted model, not a curated record.